AUGGAAAAGGAGGAGAUCCCAGCCCAGAAAUGCAAUAAUCCUGAGUGUGAAAAACCAGCUGCUCUGCAGUGACCCACCUGUAUCAAGCUCGGACUUGAACCAGCCUUUUUCUGCGGCCAGAAAUGUUUCAAAGACUUCUGGCCACUCCACAAGUUGUUCCAUAAAAAGAAGAAGGAGGAUAAGGGUGAUGACAGCGGGAUUGUCAACGAUGGGUUCAAAUAUACCGGCCCCCUUAGAAGGUACGAGAUUAGCAAGAAAAGAGACGUACCAGCUCAUAUUCAGAAGCCAGAUUACCACAAGACUGGGCAACCCUUAUCUGAGAUCAAGGUUCAAGGCAGUAAACACAUCCCUGUCUAUACUGAUGAAGAGAUUGAAGGCAUCAGGCUGGCUAGUAAGAUCGGAAGGAUGGCUCUUGAUGCUGCCCAUGCAGCUGCAAAGGUUGGAGUCACUACUGACGAGAUUGACAGAGUAGUCCAUGAGACUAUUAUCGAAAAUGAUGCUUAUCCUAGCCCUCUCAAUUACUACAAUUUCCCAAAAUCCUAUUGCUCAAGUAUCAAUGAGGUCAUUUGCCAUGGAAUUCCAGAUAUGAGGCCUUUACAAGAUGGAGAUAUCUUGAAUUGAGAUAUCUCUGUUUAUAAAGAUGGGUAUCAUUCAGAUCUUAAUGAAACCUUCCUGAUCGGAGAUGUUGCAGAAUCUUCAAAAACCCUUGUCACAGCUGCCCAUGAUGCCCUUAUGAAGGCAAUCGAAAUCUGCAAGCCAGGUGUCAUGUAUAGACAGAUAGGCAAGGUUAUUAGCGACCAUGUUGAAGAGCUUGGGUUCAGUGUUGUUAGGACCUACUGCGGACACGGUGUCGGAAAGUUAUUCCAUUGCAAUCCAAACGUGCCACAUUAUAAAGGAAACAAAGCAAAUGGGUUCAUGAAGGCAGGCCAUAUUUUCACAAUUGAGCCAAUGAUCAAUGCAGGAAAGUGGAAAGAUCUUCUAUGGAAUGAUAACUGGACUGCUGUCACAGCUGAUGGUCAAAGAUCUGCCCAGUUCGAGCACACUCUUCUAAUCACUGAUGAUGGUUGCGAGAUCUUAACAGCAAGGACAGAGGACUCACCACCACUUGAGAUUCAUUUGUAGUCUUCUCUUUCAAU
Messenger RNA from Moneuplotes crassus, 1136 nucleotides. Lineage: Eukaryota; Ciliophora; Spirotrichea; Euplotida; Euplotidae. The record is from the annotation of a GenBank genome assembly.